Messenger RNA from Peronospora matthiolae, 558 nucleotides. Lineage: Eukaryota; Oomycota; Peronosporomycetes; Peronosporales; Peronosporaceae. The record is from the annotation of a GenBank genome assembly.
AUGGUAUAUGAUACCAUGUCCAGCAGCGAGAUUUUCAGUGCCAUCGACCUGACAGACGGGUUUUACCAGAUUUUAAUGAGGGAGAGUGAUAUCCCGUUCACCGCUGUCAGCACACCGAGUGGGAUGCUGUGGGAGUGGCUAGUCAUGUCACAAGGGCUUAAGAACGCUCCAGCGACGUUCAACCGGAUAGUGACACAAGUGCUUCGGCCACUACGUGGUUUUGCUCCAAGCUACUUCGACUGCAUUUUUGUACACAGCCGAGCUGAGCAACAUCUUAGCGCCACGGAGGCUCACAUUCGGCACUUUAAAAAGGUGUUUCAAGUGAUGCGUGAGAACAAGUUGUAUGCCAAUUCGAAGAAGUGUGUCUUCUGUGCUCCCGAGAUUCCAGUACUUGGCUGUUAUGGCAGCAACGAAGGUGUCCGUGCUGAUCCCGAGAAAGUGUCAUCGAUAUACUCAUGGCCUACUCCCAGGAACCAAUCUGAAUUACGACAAUGGCUCGGCCUGGCUAAUUACUUACAUAAGUAUACGAAGAAUUAUGCCGAGCUAAUCCAAACAUAG